Messenger RNA from Seminavis robusta, 851 nucleotides. The record is from the annotation of a GenBank genome assembly. Lineage: Eukaryota; Bacillariophyta; Bacillariophyceae; Naviculales; Naviculaceae.
AUGUGCCGGUACAUUCUCAGCCAAGGGGGAGCAACAACCAAAGUUGGCGACGAAAUUUGGUACCCCUUGUGGGCCGCAACUAACCAAGGCCAUUUGGCUGUUUGCCAAUGGUUGUACAAAAACGGGGCUAAGGAAGAUGCCACAGCCAAAACUUCAGUUUCCAUCAGUCCAUUGAGUCUCUGCUGGAGUUUGUCAAAUGAAAAAUGCUGGGAAAUUGGCGAAUGGUUCUUGGCGAAUGGAGCUAUUCACAAUGAUCAUUCUGGAGAGAUAGACCCCAGUGCCUGGAGUGAAUUGAUUCGAGGAGGAAAGCAAAAACAGAAACGUCUAUUGUCUUGUUCACAGAAUGUCCUGAAAAAUCGGGAUACCUUUCAAGUGUUCCUCAUGGGGACUUGUGUUUGCCCAGAGUUCUCUUUGGAAGCACUGGCCACCAAAUUGGAGACCAAGCUUGGUUCCAAGAAUGCUGCAAAACUGUCUAGAUUUGGUGUUGACAGCGGAAAAGCCAAGCUUCUGUGGACCCAACUCUUGGAAACCCGCAAAAAGUCACCAGUUGCAAAGAUUAGUGGCCAAGUUGAGUGUUGAAAUGUAUCGCAGAAUUUGUGGGCGUCAGUGCCAAGGAGCUUGAUAUCCAUCACCGACUAGUGGAGUUCUUGACGACGAUAUAUGCUGAAGAAACAAAGAAAAGCCCCAACAGGUGAUGCCACAAUGAGAGGAGUAUUCGAAAAUGAGGAAUGGUACUGGCUAGCUAGGCAUGAUUUUAAUUAAAUGAGCGGCACAGCACAGCGAGCUGCUAUGGAAGUAGACUAUGGAAAUUGGAUGAGACUUUGCACAAGCUAGGGCGAGGAAGGAGAGGA